CGUUUCAUCGACUUUCCUAUCCUUUUGCCCGUAACACAGACUAAAUCUACCUCCUUGCUGAGGGGCGGCAUCACGCCUUUGGGCGAUCCUCGACGACACCUCUGACGAACGUGCGCCUUGCCGAAGUAGAACUUGAGCAGAUGGAGACAACGAAUUCGACGACGCCAUUUGGCACAAACGAAUACGAUUACGACGUACCAGUGCAAGAAGCGACGUUGAUCAACCCCACCGUCAAUCCCUUCGAUCUCGUGUUCCAUGUCGACCUCUUCCUCUGUGCCCUUGUCGCCUUGUUCGCACUCGCGACGCUCCCGCGAGCCAUCUCCCGCUUUUCGCGCAUCGCUGAGUGGAAGAACGGACACAUCCUGUGGAACUCAGACAUCGAGGUCCGCACACGUCGUCGAGAACCGCAGCAUGUAUCCGAGAAGACCGCAGGCGAGGGAGGAGGUCGAGGAGGUACGACGGAGGAAUCUCACACCCUCAACUCGCAUACGCAUCUCGUUCGGCACCCGCACGCGAAAGAGGAGGGCUGGACACUCCCUCCACACGUGCAAGCAUGGUCUUCGCGGGUACCGCCGCUCGCGCGCGUCCUGCGCUAUCGCCUCGACAGCGGAUUCUCGCUUGGGCAAGCGCUAGUUCUGGGGGUAUAUUUCCUUGCGGUGGUGUACAUGUCGUUCUACAAGUCGAACCCGUUUGGGGACGCGCUCAGGACGGGGUUCGUGGCGAUGUCGCAGAUACCACUCGUGUAUGUUCUUGGGGCGAAGAAUAAUGUGGUCGGAUGGGUGACGGCGGUCGGAUACGAGAAACUCAACUAUAUACAUCGUUUUGCGGGUUUCAUGAUCGUGCUGGCCUCCAAUGUGCAUGCACUAGGCUACUUCUAUCAAUGGACAUUAAACGGUACACUCCACAAGUGGAUAAAGGAACCAAGCAACAUAUGGGCCAUCGUUGCCCUCGUUUCCCUGGACAUUUGCUACUUCUUUUCCACACCUUUCUGGCGGCGCAAGGCCUACAACAUCUUCUUCAACACACACGUUCUCGGAUUCGUCCUAUUCCUACCUGCUGCAUACGGCCACCAAGCCUCGAUGCUGCCCUACAUCCUCGCCGCCGCAGGCGCUCUCGCACUGGACCACCUCUUCCGGCUGCUCAAAACGCGGCUGUGCCACGCGCGCAUCCGCGCGCUGCCCACGCUCUGUGGCGGCGCGACGCGCAUCGAGCUCCCCGCGCUCAACGCAGGCUGGCGCGCGGGGCAGCACGUGCGCGUGCGCGUGUUCAGCUCCGCGCUCGGAUGGUUCGGGUGGUGCGAGGUGCACCCGUUUACGAUUGCGUGUGCGGCGAAGACGCCCGAGGGCCUGGUGCUGGUGUGCAAGAAGGAGGGCGGGUGGACGGGGAGGCUGUAUGAGAUGGCGGUGGUUGCGGGGUAUGGGGGUGAGGAGGGGCAUGAAAGGGGGGUGAGGAUUGCUGUGGAGGGGCCGUAUGGUGGCCCAGGGCACGCGAUUUUUGCGAGCUAUUCAGCUGCCAUAUUCUUCGUCGGCGGAAGUGGCAUCACCUUUGCUCUGGCUGCAGUUCAAGAUCUCAUCCAGCGAGACUGCGAAGGUGCAAGCAGGCUCAAGCUCAUAGAGAUCAUCUGGAGCAUCCAAGACGCAUCCUCGCUCACGCCGCUCAUCCCACAGCUCACAGCCCUCGUGCAGCAGAGCAUCUACACGCCCCUCCACAUCGCCGUGCACUACACACGCGCCGCGUCCUCCCUCCCCGCCGAGCCCGAUCACCCCGAACCCAUCAACACUCCCGCGCGGUCCCGCAAGGGCAGCAAAGUCGGCCUCGCCCUCGGCCUAGGCACACGCACCCGCUCGCGCUCACGCACACGCACCGGAUCGCGUCCGUCGCCCACAGGAACAGCCCCGCCGCCCAUCACGCGCGACGGCUCCGGGUCCAAAUCCAGCUCAAGCUCAAGCCCGAAGAAAGACUUCCUCCCGCCCGGACUCUCGCUGAGCGCGGGCCGCCCGCGCCUGGGCCGGACGCUCGACGCGGCUAUCCAGCGCACGACGGCGUACGCGAGCGGUGUCAAGGGCGCGCUGGACAUCACGGGCGUCGUCGUGGGCGUGUGCGGGCCCGUGGGCAUGGCGGACGAGGCGGCGCGCGUGAUCGGGGCUGUGGAUCCGUCGCGGCGGUGGGCGGUGGGCGGUGUGGAAAUGCAUGAGGAGACUUUUGGGUGGUGAUGGCUGCAUGGUCGGCUGGCCAUAUGUGAGGAUAGGCGUGUAAGCUAGAGUAUGUAUCGAUAUCCGUAUAAUUAUUCUAUUUACUUUGUGAAUUUUUGUCGUGCGCUUUCCAGCAGGCACAGAUAAUCCCCG
This is a messenger RNA of Coniophora puteana RWD-64-598 SS2, 2345 nucleotides long. RefSeq lists its product as uncharacterized. Gene Ontology annotation, biological process: iron ion transport; copper ion import; intracellular iron ion homeostasis. The record is from RefSeq and is a predicted model, not a curated record. The coding region runs from base 141 to 2213 and encodes 690 amino acids. Gene Ontology annotation, molecular function: ferric-chelate reductase activity. Gene Ontology annotation, cellular component: plasma membrane. The transcript has 8 exons. Lineage: Eukaryota; Fungi; Basidiomycota; Agaricomycetes; Boletales; Coniophoraceae.